GAAACGCAAUCCUAGCCCCUUGUCACAAACAGCAGUUAUUUUAAAACUUCAAACUCCGCCACCUCGAGACGGUCAUGGCAGUAGUAACGACGCUAAGAUCGACCAAAUCCAACUGAAGGAUCUCUUCUUUAAUUUAGGAAUAAAACUAAAACGAUCACCCGCCUCCUCGCGCUGAGUCUCAUCCAGGUUCAGUUGUUCUCCUCCUGGUGGCGCAUAUCCAAUGUCUAUACCGGUAGUUCUCCCCGGAUCAUGUUACCCUGUAACUAGGGUUUCUUUGGGUUCUCAGUUGGCAGACUCGUCGUUCAGGAGCCGGCCGCCCCGCUGUCUAUCUAGCUCUCGCAUGCCUGGUUCUCAGUCGCAGCUGUUACCAGCGCUUCUCCCCCGCGGCCCACUGCUCUCCCUCGGAUUACUGCAGCUGGUUCUCGGCUGCUCCAUGGUCGCGCUCUCCUUCUCAGCUCUCUCCCUCAGCAGCUCGACACCCAUCCGAAACUCAUGCCCUUUCUGGGUCGGAUCUUCAGUGAUCCUGUCAGGGAUCGUUGGCCUCACAACAUGGAGGAGACCCAUGCUGCUGCUGGUGAAUAUGUUUGUGCUGUCGUCAGUGGUGUGUGUUCUUCUCAACCUGGCCGGCUUCAUCCUCUGCUGUCAAGGAGCUCAGAUGGUCUCCACCAUAACCAACUGUCAACUGAGUGAGGUGGGAGAUGUGUGUAACUGCUGUUCUCAAACCCCCACUGCCAAGUGUCCUGAGGACAAACUACUCAAACUCUACCCUGGACACUCCUGUAGUACCAUGAGGGUCCUGCUCAAGAAGGUUCUGUUUGCGCUAUGUGCUCUGAAUGCUCUGACCACUGCAGUGUGUCUGGUGGCUGCUGCCCUCCGAUACCUACAGGUCUUCACCACCAGAAGAACAUGUAUGGAUGAUCCCAGGCCAAUUGCAGAGGAGGUGGAGGAGCCAACUAUUAUCCCUGACCCGGAUGAGUUUGUCCCCCCUGCCCCUCCCCCCUCCUAUUUUUCAACCUUCUACUCCUACACACCACGGCUGGCUCGCAGGAUGUUUGGGGACAGUGUGACACCACUACCUCAUAUCUAUGGUGCCAGGAUUAAAGGAGUAGAGGUGUUCAGUCCUUUAGACCCACCCCCUCCCUACGCUGUUACUGGAGGCUCCGCCCUGGCCACCGCAACACAGGAGACAGAGAUUCAGAUUCCCGUGACGGAUCUGACAGAGUUGACAGAAGAGUUGAAUAACAGCUCAGAGGCGGGUACUUCAAUUAGAGACGUUGCUCCCCAGACGACGGUUAUGGCGGUGCCCACGUCUCCCCGUCUUACCCCUCUCCCCCAUCACCCCCUGCUCCAGGCCAAACCCCCCCAGGGUGCCCCGGUGCCCCCCGUCAGGAGGUCUCAGCGCCAGAGAAUCAUGCGCUCCUACAGUGACCCUGUACUAUUGGACCUGGCUGCCAAAGUAUUAAGUUGUGAGGCGGCCACGCAGACCACCCAGACUUCCCAGUCCGCACUGGCCGCCCAGUCCUCUCGGACCCAGACAGUGACCCUCCGGCAGGGAGGUAGAGGCCCUCGGCGGCCCCGGCCCUCCUCCAUGGUGGACUACCAGAGCUACAGACACACCCAGCAGCUGGUCAGUAGGUUCCUGGAGCAGCCGGUCCACUGCAGCCUGACCCCCGAGGUCCAGGAACUGGUGGACAGCAUCCGCAGCGUGCUGCGCUCUGACCAGAAACAAAUGGAGGAGGCCGUACGCUGUGCCAGCUACAUAGAACAGGUGAUCACAGUAUCAGAGAGAGCAGCUAUCCUCCAGCCCCUCUCCCUCCCCAGGCCCCGCUCCAGACCCAUUGCCCCUCUGUUGAACUGUUCCUCCCAGACCCUGCCCCAGCCCCUCCGGAAGAGACCCUGGCUGCUGCACCUCGGGAGCUGUGGGGACCUCAGCACCUUCACCUGGGCGGAAAAGCAGCCGCUAGAGGACAGGCAGGGUGGUGGCUCUGGCUCCAGGUCCUGGUCUAGAGCUGGGUCUAGAGCGGGUUCUAGGGUGGGUUCUAGGUCAAUGUCACGGGCAGGGUCACACCUGGAUCAUCGUGAGCGCCCCCACAGUCUCAUAGGGGUGUUCAGGGAAACUGUGCUCUGAUGGAACUCUGUUAUCCCAUCUCAAAACCUCCCUAGCGAAGAAAUAAUCGUAUGCUCCACUGGGGGAAAACAGCCCAUUGUGAAGUGCUCCUACUAGUGGUGAGGUUUGGGACUGCCACUGCUAAAGCUAGUGGAGAAAAGUCCCACAGACUGCAAGGAUUAGCCUUUGGGAAGGCUGCAUGGGAGUGUGUGGUUGUGUAUGAGAGUGUCUGUAUGUGUUUUUUAUUUUUUAUUUGUGCUGUGCUAAUAUUGUUGAAGUGUUCAGUACAGAUGUUUGCAUCGUGAGAGAAUAUUUCCCAUGAACUAUUCUUUGCUAUACAACCUGUUCUAAAAUGAUUGGCACUGAACAUAUGGCUAGACAGCACCUGCCCCUUUGCCCUCCCACUCGCCAAGUCCCAUUUUGGGUGGCGGUAUACUUGUUUUUUUGAAUACCAUUUUUGACGUUGUUGUUCUGAACCCACUGCCCGCAGGUCAUCGUUAAGUUCGCCACCCCUACCCCGUCUGUUGAUUGCGCAUGUUGGUCUGCCUUGUGCGGAGCUUGGGCACGCCCGGGUUGUGCCUGUUUCCCAGUCUGCCCUGCCACUUGAUUUUACAUAAUCAUCAGUACUCGGUCUGGUUGGCUGAUACGUGCAGCAGCAACACAGGUAGUCUGUACCUAACCACCAUAUACUAACAUAUCCACACAUGUCACUAGCCAGCCAUAUACUGGAUCAUGAGUUAGACGAUUGUGCAUAUUCUAUUAUGAAGUUAUUUAAUAAUUUAAGAGCAUUUAUUGAUCACAAUCAGUAAAAAAAUAAAUCAAGGUAGCUAACUAGCAGUUUAACGUCAAUCAUCAACAAUGAUCAGCUGUAUCCUCACCCUAUUUUCCCGUAGUAAAUCAUGUAUUUUUCUGAUGAGUGUGUUGUUGCAGAAAUAAAUAGGCUUAUGCAAAAAAAAAAUGUUGAAUGAAUUUUGAGAUUGAAAGUCUUUUUUUUUCUUCACUCUGUGCACGACCCUGCUAGACAGCAAUUUUGCACUGAACAAUAAGAGCUAGAUUCAAUCCAAUCUGCAUCUUUCAAAGGAAAUGUUUCCACAUUUGCGGUAAACGCUAUAUAUGUCUGCUCAAUUGAAAAUUACCUUCAAAUGUCAAUCGCGCGUGAAUUUAGGCCUAACUGGAAGGAUAACUGCAUGUGAGAAUCUAUGGAAGGAAGAGUCUCUCUCUACACUUCACUAUCUACCCAGGAAAAUUCAGUUCUACCCCUUCUGCCUGUAAUGUUCCAAAUCAUGUACAUUUGAAAUGUUCAAAAUGAAUUACACUGGUCAUGCAAUGCGUGUUUAGUCUUGGGAUGCUAAAUUUAGCUUCAAUUCAUUAAAUCAAACUGCAUCCUUUAGACUGGGAUUCAACCCAAUGCGCAUUAUAGAGCAGUGCACAGGACAGCGACAAUGUGCCUUUUAAAGGCAAUGUCCCUAACGUUAGCAGAGAUGCCAUUCAUGGUAAAUGCUGCGGAUGUUUCCAAGCUUAAUUACCUUUAAAAGGCACAUUGUCGGCUGUCCAGUGCAUUGCUCUAUAACACGCCUUGGAUUGAAUCCUGGCCUUUAAAGGCAACGAAAAGUGGUCUGUGUGGUUACAGCCGCUGACCCCGGCACACACAUGUAUGCCAGUCGGCAUGGGGUCGAAUCUGGCCCACUGCCCUUUAACUCACGCUUCCCCAUCUUCCACGCUGUAGUACCUCUUCAAUAAAGAAAACAAAAGGACUGCCGCACUCUUUAAAAAAGAAAGUGACAACAGUACUGUCCUUU
Oncorhynchus tshawytscha (Chinook salmon) is the source of this 3906-nucleotide messenger RNA. Its product is annotated as protein FAM189A2. Lineage: Eukaryota; Metazoa; Chordata; Actinopteri; Salmoniformes; Salmonidae. The record is from RefSeq and is a predicted model, not a curated record. Gene Ontology annotation, cellular component: membrane. The transcript is spliced from 10 exons. The coding region runs from base 221 to 2128 and encodes 635 amino acids.